Vavraia culicis subsp. floridensis is the source of this 1458-nucleotide messenger RNA. RefSeq lists its product as uncharacterized. The transcript has a single exon. The record is from RefSeq and is a predicted model, not a curated record. Lineage: Eukaryota; Fungi; Microsporidia; Pleistophoridae. Bases 1 to 1458 code for a protein of 485 amino acids.
AUGAUCGAUUUUCUACUUGAUGACAUCCCCGGCACCAUAAAACGACACAUAAACGAGCCGAUAUGCCGGAACGACCCCGCAUUUCUGCAACUAUUUUACACGUACUAUAAGAAGGAGGAGGAUAUCAAUGUCAUAUUCCUGAUGUACUUGAAAUCUAUCGGCAAGUAUCACUAUUUCGUGUAUGCGUGCCUUGCCCGCUACUUUCUCAGGAUCGGUGAACGGGACAAGGCAUACUUCGUGCUACAAGAGGGUAUAAUGAACGACUGUGUCGGCAAGGAGGAAUUGACGAGCAUAAAGAAUAUGGUUGGGUAUUUAAACACCAAUACGGACAUACUGCCCGAGAGUGUUUAUGUUUUCGGAAGGGAGUGGAUUGAAAUAGCGGUGAACUACGUUACUGUUGAUUCGGCGUACGGCGCCCUGGAACUGAAAGCAAGAGAUUAUUGGGAGAGAUUAUCGCAUACCAGUCCACACGCACCAGAAGAGGGUGGCAAAUCGUGUGAGCAUGAAGAUUGGCGCGGUAAAAGUCCAAGAAAAAGGAGGAAAAGCAUUGUAGAGAUGGUUUGUGAUGAGGUUGAAGAUGAUCGAAGAAACGAGCGUAGUAUUAUCGAGGAAGGCCUGGAAGAUGAGAGGAGGGAGGAGAUUGAGAGGAGGGAGGAGAUUGAGAGCUAUGGACCGGUGAGAGACACUGCUGUUGUGCAUUGCACGGUUAGAGCGAACGAGAAAGAAACAGAAAAUGCACACGGAACAAAUCUUGAAUGCCUACCAAGCACAACAUCGGUAAAACUGUUCGGUGAGGAAUAUUUUUGCACACCUGCCGAACAAAACAUUAGAUCGGUUUGCGAUGUUGUUAUGGCCGUACAUUCGCGGUUCAGCCUAGGAAACGCAACUUAUAUCGUAAAAGAGAUCGACGGCGACCUCGUAAAGAUCACAAGCAUAGAAAAUUACAGCGAAGAACACACUUUUACCAGCAGGGAGUACGUGCUAAGAAAAGUUGAUAGAGUUGUAAAUUUGGAAUCAAUACGCACCAUAAUACCUCAUGAAACGGAGUAUAUAAGGAUUAACAGACAGUUGUACACGAAAUGUGUGAGACCAUUUCUCUACACUCUCAAAGAAAAUGAGAAAUGGGCAAACAGCAAUAUCUGCGUAUAUUUCGUGGGAGAAGUAAUAAAAAUAUUGCGGUGGAUUUGCACGAGUGGGCUGUGCGUAGAGCUGUCACUAAGAGAUUUUGAUGUGGUGGACGAUGACGAAAAACUCAGUCUUAAGCUUAACAAUCUCAAUUUUGGUGAACGGAUGAGAUUUGAUGAAUUGGAGUUGAUGAUCGUGAAGGCAGGGAUAGCGAUGAGCGAGAGUUUGUGCGAGAUUGAGGAGAAUGCCAGCAAGAGAAUGCGCCAGAUGAACUUGGCAGAUGAAAUCAUGGAGCACAAGCUUAGACUGCUAAGCGGAAUAAGCUUUGAAUGA